This is a messenger RNA of Otolemur garnettii (small-eared galago), 942 nucleotides long. RefSeq names its product olfactory receptor 2G3-like. Bases 1 to 942 code for a protein of 313 amino acids. The transcript has a single exon. The record is from RefSeq and is a predicted model, not a curated record. Gene Ontology annotation, biological process: G protein-coupled receptor signaling pathway. Gene Ontology annotation, molecular function: G protein-coupled receptor activity; olfactory receptor activity. Gene Ontology annotation, cellular component: membrane. NCBI's taxonomy places the organism in Eukaryota, Metazoa, Chordata, Mammalia, Primates, Galagidae.
AUGAAAACAAUUAAUGAGAGUUUGGGAGAUGAUUUCUUACUGGUGGGUUUCUCUGAUCAGCCACAGCUUGAGAAGAUUCUCUUUGUGCUUGUGCUAAUCUCUUACCUCCUGACACUGCUAGGCAACACAACAAUCAUCCUGGUCUCCUGUUUGGAUCCCACACUCCACACACCCAUGUAUUAUUUUCUUACCAAUCUCUCCUUUGUUGACCUCUGCUUUACCACCAGCAUUGUUCCUCAGCUACUAUGGAACCUCCAUGGUCCAGCCAAGACAAUUACCCCUAUAGGCUGUGCCAUCCAACUCUAUGUGUCUCUGGCACUGGGAUCCACUGAGUGUGUUCUGCUAGCUGUCAUGGCAUUUGAUCGUUAUGCUGCUGUUUGCCGACCACUCCACUAUGGCACGGUUAUGCACCCACGACUUUGCCAGUCUCUUGCAGGAAUAGCAUGGUUGAGUGGAGUGGGCAACGCCCUGAUUCAGGGCACCAUCACCCUUCAGCUGCCCCGUUGUGGAAACCGUAACAUUUACCACUUCAUCUGCGAAGUGCCUGCCAUGAUCAAGUUGGCCUGUGUGGACAUUCAUGCUAAUGAAGUCCAGCUCUUCAUGGCUUCCUUGGUCCUGCUCCUCCUCCCCCUGGCACUCAUCUUGGUAUCCUAUGGGUGCAUUGUCCAAGCGGUGAUGAGGAUUAGGUCAGCUCAAGCAUGGCGUAAAGCCCUUGGAACUUGUGGAUCCCACCUGUUGGUAGUAUCCCUCUUCUAUGGGACCAUCACAGCAGUCUAUAUCCAGCCCAAUAGUUCAUAUGCCCACAGUCAAGGACAGUUCAUAACCCUUUUGUAUACCGUAGUAACUCCCACCCUCAACCCCCUCAUUUAUACUCUGAGAAACAAAGAUGUAAAGGGAUCUUUGAAGAAGCUGGUGCAAAAAGAUCAGAACACAGGAAAGUGA